This is a messenger RNA of Ostertagia ostertagi, 492 nucleotides long. NCBI's taxonomy places the organism in Eukaryota, Metazoa, Nematoda, Chromadorea, Rhabditida, Trichostrongylidae. The record is from the annotation of a GenBank genome assembly.
AUGCUUAAUACAGGAUACGGCAACGUGUGUCCCAGUUCCGAGCUAGGGAAACUUUUGCUGAUUGCCUACGGAAUCGUCGGCAUGCCGUUGGCACUCGUCACUAUGGCCGACACUGGGAAAUUCUUGAGCCGAUUCGUUACCAUAUGUUUCAAUGAGAAAUUUCGUGCUGUAUUUGUUCACCUCGGAUUGGUGGUCACCUGCGUCGCCUACAUCGUACUUGGAGCGUAUCUCUUCCAAACGAUUGAACGACCAAUUGAACUUGACCAAAAAGGACUUGAAGAGUUCUUCUCCAACAUCAGCGAACGAGGCGACAACGUCGAGCAGACCGUCGAUGCCUACAUUGAGAAUAUGCUGUUACUUUUCGAGAAUCCACAUUAUGCUCACGUAUUCGAGACACAUUUCACCAAUCAAACGCUGGACAAGGAUAUUUGGACAUUUCCAGCAUCUGUAUUAUUCACGACCACCACUAUUAUACCUGUCGGUUACGUUUAG